This is a messenger RNA of Rhizophagus irregularis DAOM 181602=DAOM 197198, 1644 nucleotides long. NCBI's taxonomy places the organism in Eukaryota, Fungi, Glomeromycota, Glomeromycetes, Glomerales, Glomeraceae. The record is from RefSeq and is a predicted model, not a curated record.
AUGGCAUGCUCGAAAAUAUUUUCAGGGGAUUUACCUGAAUUAAUAGAAGAAAUUAUACAGUAUUUUAGAAAAGAUUUAUCAACAUUAUAUUCAUGUAUUUUAGUUAAUAGAUUAUGGUGUCGUUUAGCCAUUCCAUUAUUAUGGGAAGAUCCAUUUUCAAUUCCUACCCAACAUUAUCGUUGUAUUGAAACUUAUUUAUGCUUUUUAAAUGAAGAUAGCAAAGCAAAAUUUAAUGAAUACAUAAUUAUUGAUAAUUUGUUACUUUCAAAUAGUACAUUAUUAUUCAAUUAUCCUAAUUUUAUUAAAUAUUUAGAUACAAGUAAAAUUUGUCAGUCUAUAAAAUAUUGGGUUGAUACUCUAGUGGAUAUAUAUAAUAAUGAGUUAGGAAACUUAGUUUAUAGGUCAUUAUUUGAAGUAUUUAUUGAAAGUGAAGGAAAUUUACUUUCUUUUGAAGUUGUAAUGAUUACAGAUUAUGGUUGUGAUGGAUAUUUUAAUGAUAAUAUAGACUUGAUUUUACAAAAUCCAAAACUUACAUAUAAUAUCAGAAAUUUAAAUUUUGAUCAUUAUGCUAUUUCACCUCAAAAUACUAUUUCAUUUUUGAAAUUUUUAUAUUCUAAUUGCAAUUCAAUCUCAUCAAUUAUCUUUUUUUUUCCUACAUAUGGUAUUGGUCAUUCAUUAUCAUUAAUUGAAAAUUGUUUAACACAAAUAAUUAUUUCACAACAUAAUCUCAAAAAAAUUUCAUUUGGAUAUUAUAUUAAUCCACAUGAUUCACUUUUAUCAUUAAAAAAUUCUAAUUGUUCAAAUACUUUAAAUACAAUUAUAUUUUGUUUCAUUGAUUUUAAAAAUAUAAUUAAUAUUUUGCAAGAGGCUUUUGAUCAAUUGAAUGUUUUAGAAUCUAUUCAUAUUCUUUAUUGUGAUUCUUUAAAUUCUGAUUUUGUUCAACAAAUUAUUAAGGUUAAUAAACCUUUUAAAUUAAGAUCUUUAUUUGUGAAUGAAAUAUUACAUUUUGAAUCAUUGCAAUUAUUAUUACAGAAAUUUAUUGAUUAUUUAGAAAAUUUUGGAUUUGAAUAUGAUGAAUAUGAUGAACCAAAACGACAAUUAUUUAAAUUUAUUACGAAAUAUUGUAAAAAGAUUAGAUAUUUUGAUUCAGGAAUACCUGAUGAUGAUAAUAAUAUUUAUUUGUUCAUUGAAAAUAAUCAACAUAAUAUUAAUUAUAUUACUAUUGAAGUAGAUAUUGAUAAUUAUACUAAUUAUAAAGAAUUAAGUUCAACUGUAUUACAGAAUUUAGGACAGGUUCUUCCUAUUAAAUUAGAAUAUUUAUGUUUAUCCCUUUCAUUUAAGACAAGUGAUCUGGAAAUAUUUUUAAAAAAUUCACAAAAUACUUUUAUUAAGAAAUUAUUAAUUAGAAAUAUAGUGAUAGGUAAAGGUGAAAAUAUUUUAUUUUGUAUAAAGAAAUAUAUUAUGAAGAAAGAAAAGGUUAAAUAUUUGGCUAUUUUAGAAUCGGGUUCUGAUGAUGAUAAGUUUGAUGAUGAAUUAUUUUUUUUAAAAGAUGAAGUAAAUGAAUUUAAGUCACAUAAUAUUAUAGUUCAAAAAUACAAUGAUUUAUGUAUUCUUGCAUAUGAUUAUAUAAACAAUCAUUUAUAA